This is a messenger RNA of Chrysoperla carnea, 2323 nucleotides long. Its product is annotated as zinc finger protein 711-like. The record is from RefSeq and is a predicted model, not a curated record. Gene Ontology annotation, biological process: regulation of DNA-templated transcription. Gene Ontology annotation, molecular function: DNA-binding transcription factor activity, RNA polymerase II-specific; RNA polymerase II cis-regulatory region sequence-specific DNA binding. Lineage: Eukaryota; Metazoa; Arthropoda; Insecta; Neuroptera; Chrysopidae. The transcript is spliced from 9 exons. The coding region runs from base 1 to 2301 and encodes 766 amino acids.
AUGUCGAAUAGUAAUGAUGCGAGUGAAAAUCCUAUACAAUUUGUUGAAUUUAUUAAUUUACCAUUUCUCAAUAUAACGGGUGAAAAUGGGCAGAUUAUUAAUAAUUCUGGCGAACAUAUUAUUAUUGAAGAAAGUGAUGAUCAUAAUCAGCAAUCGAAACCUCAAGAGAUUCAAUAUUUACUAGACAAUAACGAAGAAAAUUCUGAAUUAAAUAAACAUAUGAUUGUGGUACAUGAAGGAAAACAGUUUAUAUUUUCAAACGAUCAGAUAAAUGAAAAAGGUGAAAUUAUUUUGAAUUCUGACAAUUGUUUGGAUAAUUAUAUUUUGUCCGAUGAAACAAAUGAAGAAACUUUUGUUAUGCAAGAAGAAUCGUAUGCUGAAGAUGAAUCUAAUGAAAAUAAUGAAGUGGAUGUUACUCAAAGCUAUCAAGUUGUAGUGGAUGAAACUGACUUAGAAGAACGGGAUACAAAAAAUUUUCCUUUAGUUCUCCAAGAAUUUGAUGAAGAUGAAAGUGGUAUUAAAGACACUCCACUCAAACGAAAGCAAUACGCAAUUUUACGAGAUGGUCAAUUAUUUAUACAAGAAGGUGAAUUACAAGAAGAUGAAUUGUAUAGCACGGAAGAGGGCGCUGAUUAUAAUGAUACAACCUUUAGUAAUGAAAUUAAUAACGGUGAUUCGACUUCGUUAGAUGAUGAAGAUCCAUUAGAAAAUCUUGGUAUUGCUGGCAGAAAUUUAAUUACAGGACAAACGAUAUCUUUGGACGGAUUUAUUUCGAAGUUUAGUUCGAAAAAACUUAAUCCUGCGAUGAAAAGUACAGAAUCGAAAUCGAAUCUAAACUUUUCAGGCGUAUUUGGUAAAUCUAGUGAUAAAAAACCAAAAAGACUUACCUGCAAAAUAUUAGCGAUUAAACGACCUGGUGAAAGCAUGAAUAGCUUUUCAAAUAAAUUAGAUAAUGAUACAAAUAGUAGUAAUGCUCCAUCAACUUCGUUUUCAAUUACCAGUAGCUCAAAAGAAAUAAAAAGUCAAACAAUUCAUGCAAUAAUUCAACCCUCGGGAGAAAUUGAGACUGAUAAUGAUUCAAAUUUUCAUGUGGAAUCAUCGCAUACUAUUCCAUUUGAAGAUAAAUUUGCAGAAUAUACUUAUAGUACGGAACCAAUGGAUGAUUUAGUUGUGAAAACAUUAUGUGGUCUUAUGGAUAUGGAAUCAUUUUCAAAGCAUUUAAUAAAUAAAAAUUUAAUUAUUAAGAAUACUUAUAAGCGAGUCAAUAGUGAAACAGAUCAAUGUGUUUAUAAGACUGUUACUUAUUUUAAAGGUACUAUGCGAAAAACACAUUCAUUAAACGAUUUUAAUGGUGUAUACGAACAUUGGACAUUUGAUCAAAAUAUUAUGUUGGAUAAUAGCGCUAAAGAUCAAAAUGAUGAAGAUGAACAGUCUAAUGAUAAUUCAAAUAUUGAUUUAAAUAUCAAUGAAGCAGAUACACAACAAAUCGAUUUAAAUAAAGAUACAGUUACUGCAGUAUCUGAAACUUCCGAUAAUGGCGAUGAGAAUGUUUUAAUUAAUAAAUUUAUGGUCAAACGUGAAUCUAAAGAUGUUCCACCUGAGACGGUUGGUGUUCAUGUCAUUAUUAUUGAGGAUGAACAUGGAAAGAAAAAAACUAAAGUUGUCAUUCCAAAAUUAUAUAAUAUUACACGCUUUUGUACAAUUUGUAAUAAACUCUAUCGAAAUGCACAAUUAUAUAAACGACAUAUGCGCACUGCGCAUGCAUCAAAUGAAGAUAAAACGAAUACAUGUGAUUUAUGUAAUAAAAAGUUUAAGGAUCCAUUUACAUUGACUCGACAUCGACGUAUACACAAUGGUGAUAAAAACUAUCAGUGUAAUAUAUGUUGUAAAGCGUUUAAUACAUCGGAAUCAUUAAAACGACAUAUUACAAUACAUAUACCAAGUUUACGUCCAUUACAAUGUAUGCAGUGUACGCAACGAUUUACAGAUCGAUCUAGCUUAAAAAAACAUAUGUUACUACAUACUGGCUUUAAACCAUAUCAGUGUGAUGUAUGCUUCAAACGAUUUGCUCAAUGUGGUGAUUUAAAUUUUCAUCGAAAAAUUCAUGAUCCCAGUAAACAGUAUACUUGUGAAACGUGUGGCAAAGAAUUCAAUCGUCACAGUAAUCUGUUGCGGCAUUUAGAUAUACACAAGGAUAAUGGAAAUAUUUUUAAAUGUGAUAUUUGUGGGUGUUCAUAUAAUUUUAUGAGUUCGUUAACUAGACAUAUAGUGAAUCAUCAUAUGAAAGAGCAUGUUUCAUAAAUUUUAAAAAUGAGAUUUUAAA